AUGCAUGACUCAAUACAAGCCAUUUGUUUGAUUUUCAAUUUGCCUAAAACGGCCUUGGCAAAACCCGAAUUGCCUAGGGAAAUCGGGUUUUGCCUAGGCAAUUCGGGUUUUGCCGGAGUCCCGGAGGGUUUUAGAUUCAAUCCACCUAAACAGGAGACAUUCUUCAAGGAUGACGCGAAUCACGAUCCAAUUUGGAGCGAGGAAAAAGUGAUUUCUGCCAAUUUUAAUUUGAAUGGCGUCGUCAUUGGAAAGGAUGAAUUUGAUAUUAUGAAUGCAACAACAGUGGUGGUGUUUGAAAUUUUAGAGAAAGUCUGGGCGACAAAAGAUGUUGCAUUGAUUGAUAUGAAAAUUGAAUUUGGCGUUGAUACGAAUGGAGAAAUUCUCGUCGCUGAUAUUAUUGAUGCCGAUUCUUGGAGACUCUGGGUGUCAGGUGAUAGGAGAAUCAUGAAGGACAAGCAGGUUUUCAGAAUGCUUGAGACCGUGACACAGAAAGAUUUGGAAUCAGUGAAAAGUACUUUUACAUGGGUUGAUGAUCAUUGGAAUUCUUUGGUUCUACCACCACGUCCACUCGUUGCAGUUUUGAUGGGUUCACCAUCGGACGAGGAGCAUUGUAAAAAAAUUGCCAAGUAUGCAACAGAAAUGGGACUUCAGGUUCAAUUGCGAGUGAUCAGUGCUCAUAAACAAACUGCGGAGACACUGCGAAUUCUCGCUGAAUAUGAAGGCAGUGGCGAAAAGAUCGUAUUGAUUGCUGCAGCGGGUCGAAGCAAUGGGCUGGGUCCAGUUCUUUCUGCAAAUUCAACUUUUCCUGUCAUUAAUUGUCCACCUGUGAAAGCUGAAGAUGCUGGUAAAGAUAUUUGGUCAUCUCUCAAUGUUCCCUCAGGUCUCGGUUGCACAACUGUUAUUUAUCCUGAGAGCGCUGCCCUUGCAGCAGCACAAAUUCAUGCCCUGAACGAUUAUUUUGUUUGGUCACGAUUGAGAGUGAAAAUUUUAACAAAUUUCAUCACUUUGAAACAAGCAGAUUUAAAAAUACGAAAAAUGACAUUUUAAUAGUUAGAUAAAUUUUAUUAGAAAACGAAUAAUUUCUGAAAUUUUGAUCGUUUUUAAAAAUAUUUUGUAUUUUUUACUGUUUGUUCUGUGUACUUUUUAACGUGUUGAUAUUAAAGAUAGAUAUAUUUUUUACGCAAAUUGUUUUUAAAUGCAUUAACUAAUUUAGAAUAAAAAAACGACAACCAAAAAUUACUAAAUGUUUAUGAAACUUAGCAGUUUAUGUCUUAUUACAGUUAAUUUUUAAUAUUUUAUUAGUCUCUAUUGACUGUAAAUUUAUUCGUUUAGUUCCAUUUCGAGAAGAUUUUAAAUAAAAUGUAUUAAU
Messenger RNA from Leptopilina heterotoma, 1369 nucleotides. Its product is annotated as multifunctional protein ADE2-like. Lineage: Eukaryota; Metazoa; Arthropoda; Insecta; Hymenoptera; Figitidae. The coding region runs from base 1 to 1047 and encodes 348 amino acids. The transcript is spliced from 6 exons. Gene Ontology annotation, biological process: 'de novo' IMP biosynthetic process. Gene Ontology annotation, molecular function: phosphoribosylaminoimidazolesuccinocarboxamide synthase activity. The record is from RefSeq and is a predicted model, not a curated record.